Messenger RNA from Nanorana parkeri, 1257 nucleotides. Its product is annotated as protein-glutamine gamma-glutamyltransferase E-like. The transcript is spliced from 8 exons. The record is from RefSeq and is a predicted model, not a curated record. The annotation marks the transcript as partial. Gene Ontology annotation, molecular function: protein-glutamine gamma-glutamyltransferase activity. Lineage: Eukaryota; Metazoa; Chordata; Amphibia; Anura; Dicroglossidae. Gene Ontology annotation, biological process: peptide cross-linking.
AUGACGACCAUCAUCAUUCAAUCCACUUCCUCUGAGCCCUGGUUGUCAUGGACCCAUCCUGGGGGGGAACUAUCCUGCCUAGAUUUAGAAGAUUGGCGCUCAAGAAUUUUUAUGCAAGGGCCUUUCAGUGCAGGAGGAAGGAUCACCCACUGCAAACAACCAGAUGAAAAGACUUGUCACCUCACUGGUGUGGCCAGAAGAAUCCUUGGGAAAAAUGAUGAUGUUUACCUGGCUGAUGAGUCAGAGCGAGAGGAAUACGUACUAAGUGAUAGCACUAUCAUAUACUGUGGAAAUUAGGAUUACAUUGGUAAACUGGGCUGGAACUUGGGGCAGUUUGAGGAAGAAAUGUUGCCAAUCUGUUUGCUCAUUCUGGAAAAACAAAAGUUGGUAGAUGUAUCCCUUUUACAUGAUCCAAAGACAGUAUCAAGAGUGUGUAGUGCAAUGGUUAACAGUAAUGGUGACAAAGGAGUGAUUCAGGGCAACUGGAGUGGGGAUUAUGCUGGUGGUCGUAGCCCUACAAGCUGGUCAGGAAGUGUGGCCAUACUGAAAAAGUGGGAAAGUUCUGGUCCAGUUCAAUAUGGACAGUGCUGGGUCUUUGCCGGCGUACUAUGCACAGUGAUGAGAUGCCUGGGCAUUCCAAAUCGCAUCGUCACCAAUUUUUCCUCUGCUCAGGAUACCAAUGAGAAUCUCAGUAUUGAUACUUUCUAUGACUCAGAUGGGGAAAAUAUGGGAGGUGAGGACAGUAUAUGGAACUUUCAUGUAUGGAAUGAAGCUUGGUUCACCAGAGAUGAUAUAGGAUCUUAUUAUGAUGGAUGGCAAGUUCUGGAUGCAACCCCACAAGAGAAAAGUGAUGACAUUUAUCGGCUUGGACCAACAUCAGUGAAGGCAGUAAAGGAAGGAGAUGUUCACCUAAAUUAUGAUGGUCGUUUUGUAUUGGUCGAGGUGAAUGCAGACAAGAACUCCUGGAUCCGCCAUGAUGAAGGAGAAUCUUUUGAGAGAAUUCAGACUGACAGUAGCGCCGUUGGAAAAAGUACCAGCACAAAGGCUGUUGGCUCUAGUGCUCGCAUCGAUAUUACUUCCAGCUACAAAUAUGAAGAAGAAAAAGAAAUUCCAUUCAAGAUUCCUUACAGCAAAUACAUAAAUAGUCUCCUGGAUGACAAUGUGAUAGAGGUGACAGCUCUGUGUAAGUGGGAUGAGACAGAGAAACUGCUAAUAUCCCAAGUUAUUACAUUAAAAAAUCCACCAAUCAACAUUAAG